AUGCGAGUGCUGGUGCCAGUGUGGGUGUGCUCGCUGGGGGCUGCGCUGCUGGCGGCGGGGCGCAGCCUGCCCCGGCUCCGCCUGCCCUACCGCGAGCUCGUGGGCACAAACCGCUCGGUUGUCUUCUUUGGCCACCGAGGCUUCCUGGGCUUCCGCUCCCUCUACCUGGAUGAGUACCGGGACCGGCUCUUCGUUGGAGGGAAGGAUGUGCUCUACUCCCUGCUCCUGGACAGGGCCAAUGCAGAUGCCAAGGAGAUCUACUGGCCACCCCUCCCUGGGCAGACAGAGGAAUGUUUUCAGAAGGGCAAGGACCCAGGGACUGACUGUGCCAACUACAUCCGCAUGCUGCACCCCUACAACCGGACGCAUUUGCUGGCCUGCGGGACAGGAGCCUUCCACCCUGUCUGUGCCUUUGUUUAUGUGGGGCACCGUGGCGAGCAUAUCUUCAGCCUGGACCCUGUCAGUGUGGAGUCUGGCCGGGGCAGGUGCCCGCAUGAGCCCAGCCGAGCUUUCGCCAGCACCAUCAUCGGUGGGGAGCUGUACGCCGGCCUCACCGCAGAUUUCCUGGGCCGUGAUCCUGGCAUCUUCCGCAGCACAGGGACGCGCUCCGCCUUGCGCACAGAGGUGGACCAGAGCUUACUCAGCGACCCCAAAUUCGUGGCAGCCCACCUGAUUCCAGACAACAAUGACCGGGACAACGACAAAGCCUAUUUCUUCUUCACGGAGAAGGUGGUGGAAGUAGAUAGCAAGGAGCCCACCAUCGUCAGCCGGGUGGCACGGGUCUGCGUGAAUGAUGCUGGUGGCCAGCGGGUGCUAGUAAACAAGUGGAGUACCUUCAACAAGGCCCGUCUGCUGUGCUCUGUGCCCGGUCCCGGUGGCAUUGACACCCACUUUGAUGAGCUGGAGGAUGUCUUCUUGCUGAGGACCAAAGAUGGAAAGAGCCCAGAGAUCUAUGCCCUCUUCAGCACUGUCAGCCAUGUUUUCCAGGGCUCUGCAGUGUGUGUGUACCGCAUGGCUGACAUCCAGGAGGUCUUCAAUGGGCCCUUCGCCCACCGGGAGAGCCCCCACCACCAGUGGGGUGCCUAUGAGGGCAGGGUGCCCUACCCACGGCCAGGCGUGUGUCCCAGCAAGACUACCAACCAGCCCCGGCGGCAGUAUGGCACCACCAAGGACUUCCCUGAUGAGGUGCUGCACUUUGCCCGUGCUCACCCCCUCAUGUACCAGCCUGUGUACCCCUGGCACCGCCGGCCCCUCCUGCUGAAGACUGACCUGCCCCACCGCCUGCGCCAGCUCGUGGUGGACAGGGUGGAGGCUGAAGAUGGGCAGCACGAUGUGCUCUUCCUUGGGACGGAUGCUGGCUCAGUGCUGAAGGUGGUGGUCCUGCAAAAGACAAGCUCAGCUGCAACUGAGGAAGUUGUCCUAGAGGACCUGCAGGUUUUUAAGAAGCCUGUGCCCAUCACCCAAAUGGAGAUAUCUGUCAAGCGUCAAACACUCUAUGUGGGAUCUAGCCUGGGAGUGGCCCAGGUACGGCUCCACCAGUGUGAGACCUAUGGCACAGCUUGUGCUGAAUGCUGCCUGGCCAGGGAUCCCUACUGCGCCUGGGAUGGCACCGCCUGCACUCACCACCAGCCCUCGGGCAAGCGCCGCCAUCGCCGCCAGGACAUCCGUCACGGCAAUCCUGUGCACCAGUGUCUGGACCAGAACCUGACUGUGGAUGAUUUUGAGAGCGUGGAGGAGAAGGUGCUUUAUGGGGCGGAGGACAACAGCACCUUCCUGGAGUGUGUGCCUCGGUCCCCGCAGGCCAGCGUGCAGUGGUUUGUCCAAAGGCCCCCAGACGAGCAGCGGAACGAGGUGAAGACGGAUGAGCGGAUCCUGCAGACGGAGCAAGGGCUGCUCUUCCGCAGGCUGCACCGCCGCGACUCCGGAAUCUACUACUGCAAAACCCUGGAGCAUGGCUUCACCCAGACAGUGGCCAAGACAGCCUUGGAGGUGAUCACCAGCGAGCAGCUGGCACACACCUUCCCCCGGGAGCAGGGACACAAGUCCCCAUACCUGCCUUGCCCUGAACUCUGGCUAACACCACAGGUUCCCAAAACCUGGUACAAGGACAUCAUGCACCUCAUUAGCUCCCAAAACUUGCGGCGGGUGGAGGAGUACUGUGCCCGUCUCUGGUGUGGCACCAGCCGCCCCCACCACCGCAAGAGCAAGCUGGCCCAGGGCAAGCAUGUCCUGGGCAGUGUGGAUGUGGGCAAGAGGGCACGGAUGGCCAAACCCCACGGCGAGAGAAACCGUGUGCCGCGGCAAGCGGCAGCCACUUAG
Indicator indicator is the source of this 2319-nucleotide messenger RNA. RefSeq names its product semaphorin 3G (gene SEMA3G). The coding region runs from base 1 to 2319 and encodes 772 amino acids. Gene Ontology annotation, molecular function: chemorepellent activity; semaphorin receptor binding. Gene Ontology annotation, biological process: negative regulation of axon extension involved in axon guidance; neural crest cell migration; semaphorin-plexin signaling pathway. The record is from RefSeq and is a predicted model, not a curated record. The transcript has 16 exons. Lineage: Eukaryota; Metazoa; Chordata; Aves; Piciformes; Indicatoridae.